This is a messenger RNA of Botrytis byssoidea, 732 nucleotides long. RefSeq lists its product as uncharacterized. The coding region runs from base 1 to 732 and encodes 243 amino acids. The record is from RefSeq and is a predicted model, not a curated record. Lineage: Eukaryota; Fungi; Ascomycota; Leotiomycetes; Helotiales; Sclerotiniaceae. The transcript has a single exon.
AUGGCAUCGAUAGCAACCAAUCAUGAUGUCAACUGCACCCCUCUUACCUCCUUUGACAGGGUGUUCUCCCAUCUAUGCCCCGAGCUCCGCCAGCAUGUCUUCGACUUGACCCGCUUUCACUGCACACCUCGAACGAUCCACUAUGACGCUCGUAAGAUAUGGGGAUCUUCACUUCAAGUCACACUUCUGCCUUAUCACGGCAGAGAGCGUUUGCCUUGGCAGAAUGAGGAUGCAAUGGAUCAACAUAGAUACACUAUGAUUCCCCGGGAUCUUGAUAUCAGACGUCUUCCUCCUUGUUUCCACGUCUGCCGCGAAGCUCGACAGCGAUGUUACAAAUUUUUUACUUGGUUAAGAAAUGGUGUUUGGUUCGAUUGUGAUCGGGAAACCCUCUUUAUGUUUGAUGCUUCACAUUCUGACGCAAUUUUAUCGGCACUUGAGCUGUUACCUCCGCCACCUCCUGAGUGGGACGAUGGGAAGAAGAAUUGUAAAGAGCUGAAUAUUGGAGAUCUGAAGUAUCUUAUUAUGGAUGAAGCUACUGUGGAGAGAUUCAUCACUAAUAAGGGUGGGCCCGGCUGGCAGGAUUUGUUCAGAGUGCUGAUGAAAAGUUUGACUGAAGUCCAAAUUAUACGAACUCCGAAGUUCGAAGCACCAUCGUGGGGACCACCAAUACUGACUAUACCGAUGCCGAUUGAUAGAAAUGAUAUGAUUAUUACUGAUAUAUUUAUAAGGUAG